AUGCUGAUAAUCUGCUUGUUCGCCACGGUAGUUCUGGCUGAAACUAUUUUGAUGCCUCUUCAUGACAUUGGUUAUGAUGACACCAUACGUUGGUGUUCCGGUGGUAUCACGGGUGGCAUUCACAAUACACUGUCAAAGUUGUUUGGAAUGAAGAACGUGGAUUUGGCGAGCAUUGAAGAUUUUAGGAACAAUUACUUCAACACCCCCCCUGACCCGGAUCUGGUGGACCUGUCGGAUGUAACGAACAAUAUACUUAUGUUCAUGAGAGUACUCCCGGUGUUCAAUGACGUCAUUACCAUUGAAGAAACGGCCAGCCACGUUUCUACUGCUAAACCGACAAGCACAAACAUCAUGAACGUAACCACGGAGACCAGCACUCAGUCACAGAACAGUCAUCAGACCCGGAACAAUAGCGUACAGAUGGGUCCAGUACAGAUGGGUCCAGUACAGAUGGGUCCAGUACAGAUGGGUCCAGGAAAGAUUGAUGCGGGGCACCCCCGACAUCUGGCAGAGCGCCAGGAAGAGACCGUACCUCGUUACAUAAGGCCGAGCAAUAUGAGUGAGUACGCAAAACUAAAGCAGCUCUCGCAUAAGAUGUGUCGAGUGAUGGAUGCAGAGCAGAGAGUGCCUUCGUUGGUGGCAGCUGGGCAUCCGUUUACGUGCGCAUUUGUCAAUACUAUGUUUACUCACGCUGCGUGCGGUGACUAUGAGAAUGAGAAACCGGACCUAUUUGCGUCUUUUCCAGAAGAGCGCAUUUGUCACCUUAGCCGAAAAGUCAUCCAAAACGUUUCAAGGUUCGACUGGCAGAAGGAUGUGGUGAACCUGAAGCUUUACAACGUACUCCCCUCUCCGGAAAUGGAAGGGAAGCCUGUGGGAGAAAAGCCGACUGCGGGUGAUAGUUCGGAAGGCGACAAGUCCGAUGUUGGAAGAAAAAGCGAUUUUGCGGGGCCUGGACCGCCCCCCGUUCCGCGGCGGCUGCAUCCUUUCUUCACCAGCGCGCCCGAUGGGUUCCAUAACGCGGCCGGUGCAGGACCCGAUCGGUCGUCGGCACGGGGUCGUUCUAGCGCGAGUGCGAAGCAGGCCAAGUACAGGUCUUCCCCCGUGACGAGGAACAGCAUCAUCAGCAACAGCAUCGCUUCCAGAGAAUUCUUUACAUACCUGGCCCUGUACCGGUCAAUACGGCACCUGUACCAAGACAGCAAGGACGCCAUUCGUCAAGUCGUCGCCAGGUCGCCGACUGACGCGCGACCUUUUGCUGCUGCUGCCCCCUUCGCCCCUUCCGGCCCCGGGAUGGGCCCUUUCAGCAGCGCCAACGGUCCUUUCCCCAGUUCUUCCGGUCCUUUCGCCACUGCCAACGGCGCAUUCGGUAUUGCGAAUGGCCCUUUCGGGGGAGUUGGCCCCUUCGGCGCCAACGGGCCCUUUAGUGGCAACAGUCCCUUCAGCGGCAGCGGUCCUUUCAGCGGCAACGGUCCCUUCAGCGGCAACGGUCCUUUCAGCGGCAACGGUCCCUUCAGCGGCAACGGUCCCUUCAGCGGCAACGGUCCCUUCAGCGGCAACGGUCCUUUCAGCCCCAGCGGUCCGUUCAGCGGGAACGGCCCCUUCAGCGGGAACGGUCCGUUAAGUGGGACCGGCGCUGGCCCGUUUGGCACAGGCGGUCCGUUUGGCACGGGCGGGAGCGGGGGGUCAUGGCCGAUUGGCCAACAUGACUACAUUCCAGGUUGGAGAACGGAGCGUGUAUUAUCGUUGGUUGAGAGGACGCGUAAGUCGUCGGAGAGAAAGAGCGAGCGACAGACGUCGACGGUGUUGGUGGAUCAUUUGCACAAGUUGUUGAAGAAGAGUUUGGCGCCAACGCGUUUUGUGUUGCCACGGGUGACGCGUGAGUAUUUGGAGCAGAACGUGGACGAAAUGGUCGCCUUGAUUAAAGGUUCGGGUAUCGGUGAGUACCUGGAUCGCGAGAGUAUCAAAGGUCUCAAGAGAUUGGUUGUGGACUUGCGUAAUAUGAUCCAAGACCCCAUCGUUAUCUACAAAAUUAUGGGCGACCUACUGACCAGCAUCUCGCUGCCUUACGCCCAAGUAUACGCCGGCAAUCUGGCUGGCAAUCUCGCCAGCAAAAUCUACCCUAACUCCCUUUACCACAGCCUCGCCAACUCCAUGGGACUGGCGCCUAUCUCGUUGACAUCCAACCCUAUAAAUAACUUAGCAUCCAACCAUGCGGGUAACACUGGUAACGACUCCACCGAUUUUAGCGGACCCGACGCCACUGGUUCUGACGGCCGUGAUUCUGACGGCCGUGAUUCUGACGGCCGUGGUUCUGACGGCCGUGAUUCUGACGGCCGUGGUUCUGACGGCCGUGGUUCUGACGCCACCGGUUCUGGGGAGUAA
Gregarina niphandrodes is the source of this 2382-nucleotide messenger RNA. RefSeq lists its product as hypothetical. Bases 1 to 2382 code for a protein of 793 amino acids. The record is from RefSeq and is a predicted model, not a curated record. Lineage: Eukaryota; Apicomplexa; Conoidasida; Eugregarinorida; Gregarinidae. The transcript has a single exon.